UUAUAACACAUUGGUAACGUUACAAUAAAAGUAGGCGCAACAUAGUGAUUCAAAACAGUUUGCUGUGAAUCACCGUCGAGGGCACAUCAAUCUCUUCGCCCUGUGGCAAUUUCAAAGACCGAUCAUCAGAGCGCAUUUGUGCAUUUCACGGGGUUAUUUUUGUGUUCUGUGAGCAAUUUGACAGAGUUCCAAGUGCCGAAGGAGUCAAUUUUUUCGCUGCAGUUUUUUUUUGACGAGAGGAGCAGAAAAUUCCAAUAAAUAUAGCAAUUCCUUGAGCGACAUCAUGAGGAGGAUUACACUUUUCUUAAGCUUUUCCCUCUAUCUGUGCCUUCGCCAGACAACCGCCACAGAACUUUCCGGUGAAUCAUCUGUGAGCACGGUGAAGAGGCUGCCGGACACGAAGAUCUCCUACAUCAGGCCAUCCGCAGUGAGUCACAUGAGUGCUCAUCAUCCAGAAGGCAGAAGACUUCUGCAAGACUCGCCCAAAGCGACUGCACGCGAAAUGAUAGCGGACAAGAGGAAAUUAUCGAAUCCAGAGGUCUUCAGCAAAUUGGGCUUGGGAAAGAUGAAGAUGUCGCCGAAUCACCACAGGAAGCGCCUGGCCGUUGAAUCACGACACCACGGCCAUCCGGACGACUCCAACAUGUUCAUAAUAAAGCUGCCGCCGAACACCAACUACUACGGCAGCCUCAAGUCACGCACGGACUCCGUGAACGCCGUGACGGACGACAGCAAGAAGGUCUCGCUGGGAUUUCAGUCCAAUGGAAAACCAGGCAGAAUCUACCACUGGAACUUGCCAGUGCUGAAGAAGAUCCUGCACGACAAUCGCCCACGAAAUCCCAACUCGAGACACACGGACGACGAGGCGGCGCUGACUGACAUCAAGGACAUCCCCACGUGGAGCAAUCCCUGGGACAAUGAGACCAUCGACAAGCAGUAUCGCGAGGACAGUCAGCACCACGAGAAGAUCCUGAAGAAGAAGUCACCCACAUACUAUGCGCCAGUGCGGACAAAGAACUUCCAGAAGUACUUCCCCAGCAACGGCAAGCCCAAGAGCUUCUACGUCAUCAAGAGCCAAAAGAUGAUCCCAUUCAAGCUGUUCAAGAAGAAAUAGAGAGUCCAAAUGACGAGUUGUGAGCGAGAGUUGUAAUUUUGAAUCAAAUUCACUGAGCAAUCUUGUACUUAAAGUGCUGAAGAGACUGGCGAAAAGCGCCCCCGUUUCACAGUUUUUUGAUACUCCCAAUCUUGGGAUAUUUAUUUCUUCAUUUAAAUACGUACAUCAAUUUACUAAACUAAGCUUUUACACGAGGAUUCUAAACAAAAAAGAAAGGAAGGAAAAACGCGCAAAACAACGUAGAUUAAUCGAUUUUAGUGAUUAAUUGUACUUUAUAAUAAUUUGAUUGUUAACACACACAGAAAUGCGAUUUUUAUACUUUUUUACAUGAAAAUAAAAUAAAU
Molecule: messenger RNA, 1458 nt
Organism: Phlebotomus argentipes
Lineage: Eukaryota; Metazoa; Arthropoda; Insecta; Diptera; Psychodidae
Exons: 3
Coding region: 284-1114 (276 amino acids)
Source: RefSeq, a predicted model, not a curated record